CCGUUUUAUUUCUUCCCUGGCCAAUGGAGGGACUCAAGGUAUCCAAAGCGAACUUAACUGCAUACAUUCACCCUUCCAAAACCAACCAAGUUUCCCAACCCAUUCUCCGCCAACUCAGCUCCUUGCUUUUCAAGUUCAGCGAAAUCUUCCACGGCGUCGUUUUGGCCUACGAUCUCAACUCGCUCCACACGUGCGCCAAGAUCCUCCCCGGCGUUCACCCUUACUUCGCCGUCAAACUCAAGGUCAAUCUGUUGCUCUUUUCUCCCAAACCAAACAUGCUCUUAGAAGGGAAGGUGGUUAAGGUUACGCAAGAGUCCAUUCACGUUGUUGUGCUUGGCUUUUCCUCUGCGAUUAUAACUGAGAAAGAUAUCAGGGAAGAGUUCGUGUGCAAAACGAAACGAGGGCAAGAGGUUUAUGCCAGCAGGUCUCACAAGCAGCAUGUGAUAAAGGUCGGGACCAUGAUACGGUUUUUAGUCAAGAGUUUUGAUGAAGAAAUACUUCAUGUUUAUGGAUCUCUGGUUCCCGAUCACACAGGCAGCAUUUAUUGGUUGGAUAAGAACUUGGAAGCUGAUUCCCAUGUUUACAGGAGCAAAAAGAAGAGAAGAAUUGUGCCAGAACGAAUAAUGCUAGAGCAAGAUGCUGUGGAUGGGGAACUGUCAACCUUGGACAUUGUCCAAAAGAGCAAAAAAUCAAAGAAGCAAAAGCACCAGGAGGAAUCUUGAAUGUACCUUGGACAUUUGCAUUUAGCUUUUGAAACAUUGGACAGGGAGGCAUGUCUAUAUUACCAAGGGGAUGCUUCAGCACUUAGAUGUCGAAAGGAUUCUCCAUGUUGCUUUGGAGAUAGGUGCACUUGUUUCAUUUAGAUCAUAAUUCUUUCAGAAUCUUUAUGAUGAUAAUUUACUGUAUGGUUAAGACGCCUUAGGAUGUUUUUCUGGUUGGCGUGGCAAGGCUAAAAUGCCUUGGUGCAUUUUCAGUUUAGGAAUUACAGGUUUGCAGUCUUUUACUAUUAGUAAUAGCUUGAGUCCUUUGGGAAAUGAGAAUUAUUCAUGUAUAUCACUGAGCCCUGCCCCAUUAUUUAAAGAAAAGGUUGCUUAUUUUUCUUGGUUU
Glycine soja is the source of this 1107-nucleotide messenger RNA. RefSeq lists its product as uncharacterized. Gene Ontology annotation, biological process: DNA-templated transcription initiation. The transcript is spliced from 7 exons. The record is from RefSeq and is a predicted model, not a curated record. NCBI's taxonomy places the organism in Eukaryota, Viridiplantae, Streptophyta, Magnoliopsida, Fabales, Fabaceae. Gene Ontology annotation, cellular component: RNA polymerase I complex. Bases 24 to 722 code for a protein of 232 amino acids.